This is a messenger RNA of Nicrophorus vespilloides, 2573 nucleotides long. Its product is annotated as glycosyltransferase-like protein LARGE1. Bases 278 to 2311 code for a protein of 677 amino acids. Gene Ontology annotation, molecular function: glucuronosyltransferase activity; xylosyltransferase activity. Gene Ontology annotation, biological process: protein O-linked glycosylation via mannose. The record is from RefSeq and is a predicted model, not a curated record. Lineage: Eukaryota; Metazoa; Arthropoda; Insecta; Coleoptera; Silphidae. The transcript has 11 exons.
CUUUGCUGCUGGUAGUAGGCUGUGUGAUAGGGGUUGGGGUGGGGGGUUUUUUAGUGGGGCAAUGGCCGUCGUUGCCACGGGAUAUUAACAAUUGUCUUAUUAUCAAUUCAGCGUGAUUGGAAAACAAACGAAGUCGUCGUCGUCGUAACGAAGAGAGAGAGAGCGCGCCAACUGGAUUAGUCAAUAAGAUUUAGUGAAAGUGUUGUUGUUGUUUCCUCGUUCCGGUGUUCGAAUCUCCGAUAGGAUUCGAAUCAAGAGACAUGCCCGCUGUGUAUUUAUGGCUAGACGUGGGAUAAUUUCCAUACUCAUCAUUUGCAUUAUUCUAUUCAUAAUUUCGCUUUUCGAAUAUGCGGCAGUUUCCAAGAACAGUUAUGGCUCAAUCAGAAGGAGAGAUUCGUUCAAAGCGCACAAGCUCUACUCUGAUCUGAGGAACAGUCUGGCCACCGAUGAGCCCCCACUGAAUGACACGAACAGGAGCAGGAGAUGUGAACCGAUGCAUGUGGGCUUCGUGUGCUCCGGCCACAAGUCCAACCUGUACUUGAUGACCCUGCUCAAAUCCAUUCUAUUCCAUAGGAACAAACCCCUGCACUUUCACCUGAUUGUCAACAAGUUCUCUGAUAAAGUUCUCAGGACUCUGUUCGAGACCUGGGACAUUCCCCAAGUCACCGUUAGUUUUUAUGAUAUGAAUGAUUAUCUUCCUGACAUCCGAUGGGUGCCCAACUCUCAUUACUCUGGUAUCUAUGGCCUUCUGAAGCUGCUCUUCCCCACAGUUUUACCCAACGUUGAGAAAAUCAUCAUCCUGGACACCGAUUUGAUUUUCACCAGUGACAUCGAUGAGCUUUGGCAGCUCUUCAACAACUUUGAUUACCUUCAUGCAAUCGGUUUGGUGGAGAAUGAGAGUGAUUUCUAUCUAUCCAAAAAGAGCACAAUCUGGCCUGCAAUUGGCAGAGGGUACAAUACGGGGGUGAUACUAUACCGAUUGGAUAGGUUGAGGAACAUGCAGUGGGAUAAGCUGUGGACGCGCGUCAGCAAGAAGGCGGCUCUGAUGUACGGUUCCACCUCUUUGGGUGAUCAGGACAUCAUGAACACAGUGCUGAAGCAGUAUCCGCAUCUGGUCUACGACGUGCCUUGCUACUGGAACACCCAACUGAGUGAUCACACGCGCAGCGAAAGCUGCUACAAAAAUAACAAAAUCAAGGUUGUGCAUUGGAAUUCGCCGAAGAAGUUCAACGUGAACAACCGCGAUGGAGAGUACUUCCGCAGCAUCUACAAGACUUUCCUGGAAAUGAACGGGGAUUUGGUGAGGAGCGUCCUCUACGAUUGUCACAACAUUUCCGGUGAUAAUUCGCAAAAUCAGCGAGACGUGUGCGACGACUUCACCAAAGGCACGUUAAACAAAUGGCGAACGUUGCUGUUCUUCAGGAAUUUCGAGUACAUUCCAGUUGAUUACGACGUUACGUUCGUGGCACAAUUAUCAUACGACAGACUGCAGAUGGUGGAGGAGCUCACCAAGCACUGGGAAGGUCCAAUCAGUUUAACUCUGUACGUGACAGAUCCGGAAUUUCAGCAGGCCAACAAGUACCUCGAGAACUCGGAAAUACUGCAAGAGCGGACGAACAUCGCAUAUCACGCUGUCUUCAAGAACGGCGACUACCAUCCGAUAAACAUGUUGAGGAACGUCGGUCUUCGAAACGUGAACACUCCGUACGUGUUUCUCGCGGACAUCGACUUCUUGCCGAUGUUCGGGCUGUACAACGUCAUUCGCAACACGCUCUCGGCGAGUCCGAAAGGCUUGACCAAAAAGGCGUUAAUCAUACCGGCGUUCGAGUCGCAGAGGUACAGGAAUCGCUUCCCCAGGAACAAGGUGGAACUGCUGCAGAUGCUCGAGAACAAGUCGCUCUUCACGUUCAGGUUCGACGUGUGGGCUUCGGGUCAUUCGCCAACGAACUACACCAGAUGGAGGAACGCAAAGUCUCCGUACACUGUGAAAUGGGAGCCAGAUUUUGAGCCGUACGUGGUUGUCAGGAGGGACGUCACCGAGUACGAUGGUAGAUUUAUGGGCUUCGGCUGGAACAAAGUCUCGCACAUCAUGGAAUUGGAAUGUCAGGAUUACGAGUUUCUGGUCAUGCACAACGCGUUCAUCGUGCAUCAGCCGCACUCGCCCAGCUACGACAUCGCCAAGUUCCGGAUGUCUCCCAUCUACAGGAUGUGUCUGCAAAAUCUGAAAGAACUGUUCGUGGAGGGCCUGAAAACGAAAUACGGACGCAGCUUCGACAAUAAGAAAGUUUCCAUCGACCCGAUCAUCUCCUAGAUUUUAGUUGCCAAAAAGAAUUGGAAGGUGAAGGACGACGAGAAAAGGAUUACAAAAAAAAGAAAACAUAGCCUACUUCCUGUUUGAAAAUAAUGUUUUUUUUUUUAAAUUAUUAUUAUUAUUAAUAUUUCUCAACGAGUCAGUUCGAAGAGCACAAGGAAAGAGAAAGAAAAAAACAUUCUAAGUCAAUCCUUUUUAUACAAAAGAUAAACAAACGUAAUGUGAUUUAAUUUAUAUACAAAAUGUGAAAGUUGUUUCUGUU